AUGUCCACAAUCCAAAAUCUGCCAGCGCUUGUUUGCAAACAAUUCAAAGCUGCUCAAGCGUCUGGAGAUAUAACGUUCUUCGAAACGCGGGUCUCAAUCCUCCAUUGCGAAGGCCUUCCAUUCCAACUUCGUUUCUCCCCAGCUCUUGCCAACAAGCCCAAGUCCAACAAACUCUCGGACUCCAAGUCAAUUGACCCCUUUGAGAACCCUCCCAAAGGCCUCUUCGUAACAGACCUAUCUCCGUCCCACUUCCUCGUCCUCAACAAAUUCCCCGUAAUUCCGAAUCACUUCAUUCUCGCUACGAAAACCUUUAAACAACAGACAGACCCACUAGAACAAGACGAUCUUGAAGCUGCAUACGCCUGCAUGAAGGCAUACAGGGAAAAUGGAGAAGAACUUUUUGGCUUCUUCAACAGCGGGGAAGCUUCGGGGGCGAGCCAGCCGCACCGGCAUAUUCAAUUCCUUCCCGUCGAGUCCAUGCGUAAUGGCAUACAGGAAGGCGGCAAUUGGGAGGUAUUAGCUGAUAGGCUCAUAAAUACUCUCGAACCCGUCCUCCCGUUCGCGUACUUUGCCAACCCAUUGACCAAAGAUCCAACCCCGAAAGACCUGCACGACAUAUAUACGUCGUUACUUGAGCGGUGUGUAGCCGUUGCCAAGAGAUCAGACGACAUGAAUUCUGGCCUAUCUCCAGAGAAGAUGCCUUUCUCCUACAAUCUUUGCCUCACCAAUCAGGCCAUGGUACUAUGUCCACGACUGUCAGAAGGUUCGAAGAUAAAGGCCAAUAAUGGAGACCUUGUGGGUCCCAUUCUUCUCAAUGGCACCAUUCUUGGAGGCACUCUUUUAGUGAAAAGCGAGCAAGAAUGGGAUGCCUUUCGCAAUGACGAGGAGAAGUUGAAAGAUAUUCUCCUGGCAAUUGGUGUACCGCCAGCUACAGAUGCAAAAGGAGGGAAAUUAUAG
This is a messenger RNA of Hyaloscypha bicolor E, 957 nucleotides long. RefSeq names its product Ap4A phosphorylase-like protein II. Gene Ontology annotation, molecular function: ATP:ADP adenylyltransferase activity; ATP binding. The transcript has 3 exons. NCBI's taxonomy places the organism in Eukaryota, Fungi, Ascomycota, Leotiomycetes, Helotiales, Hyaloscyphaceae. Gene Ontology annotation, biological process: nucleotide metabolic process. The coding region runs from base 1 to 957 and encodes 318 amino acids. The record is from RefSeq and is a predicted model, not a curated record.